Molecule: messenger RNA, 1431 nt
Organism: Hyaloscypha bicolor E
Lineage: Eukaryota; Fungi; Ascomycota; Leotiomycetes; Helotiales; Hyaloscyphaceae
Exons: 2
Coding region: 307-1164 (285 amino acids)
Biological process (GO): mycotoxin biosynthetic process
Source: RefSeq, a predicted model, not a curated record
AGAAUUGCGUCCUAUGACGCAAAGUGCCUCGUGAAGUCAAGUGUCGCUCAAAACCAGGCUCCCUUGGCAUGCACCCUGAUUCAUGUAUUGGAAGAUUGAAGUGAUGGUUUCGGUGAGCCAGCCCCCACUACUGAUGUGCACAGGCGAGGGAAUCUUACCAUUCAACACCCAGAAAUUGGCUCUUCAGAAUAAGUAUGCAAACGGAGGAAAGAUUCUCAAAUAUCUCAGCUACAUCUCUUUUCUCAAAACCAAAGUAUCUCCUUGCAAUAAUUCCUUCCGGACACACUCAGCAAGCGUCCGAUCACAAUGAGUCCCCUUACCAUGUACAGUCCCCUUGAAGAUAAGAGCGAGAAUGGGUUUCAGUCCUCAGAAGACCACGAGAGUUUGCUCUCUGGCUCUGUAAAAUCCUAUAGAAAACCGACUCCGAGAACUUUAAUCUGGAUCCCAAUGCUCAUGCUCCCAAUCAUCUCAGCAUUUCUCAUCGGAUUCGGUGUCUGGAUUGGAAGCCAUUGGUUCACCAACACCAACGCUGUCUGUCUCGCGCAUGUCCAAAACUAUUCGCCCAUACAAAAAGAGGUCGACAACUCAUACCACAUCGUCAAAUACAACGGCUCUUUCCUGCAUGAAAACUUAUUCCGAAAACCGGCCGGCCCGGAAGUUGACGCAGCCUGGGACUCUCUAGGAGUAAACUAUAGAAGCAUUGCUGUCCCCCGCUCUGAAGCCCCCAAAUCCGGUCUCAAGCCUUCCCAAGUCCAGAUAAACCCCAAAUACGGUGGCGGAUUCCCCGCCAACGUCGAAGGCCUCCACCAUUUGCACUGUCUCAACCUCGUCCGCCAAUCACUCUACUACAACAUAGACUACUAUCGCGCAGAAGGCAAAGGCGCCUUUGUAAACGAAGACAUGAUUGUCCGGCACCACGUUUCGCAUUGUCUUGAUAUCAUAAGACAGCAGUUGAUGUGUACUGUUGACACUGGGAUGCUGGGACAGGUUUGGUGGGACAAGAGCUUUCCCAAGGCAUUUGUGGAUUUCAACACGGAGCAUAAGUGCAAGAAUUUUGAUGCAGUUAGGCAGUGGGCUGAGGAGAGGCAGCUUCCGGAGAAGGUGCCCGAUGACUUCUUGAAACCUCCACAAAGUGAGGAGGAGGUUUAUGAGGAGAUUCCUUGAAGUGAGCUUCGGGGAUUGCAUUGGGGCAGUAUAUCGAGAGCAAAAGAGAAAAUCUAGUAGACCAAGGUUCAAAGUCAUCCAAAAUCGGAGAGAGGAGCAGAGAAGUGGAGUGGGCUCCAAAGUCCCGACUGGAAAGAGUUGACUUUAAAGAGAGAGCGAGGGUUUGUUGAUGGAUACUCAAACUGUUUUUUUUUUUUGGCUCGAUUUACGCAUUUAUUCAUUCAUCAGACCCGUGCACCGCAAAUGAGAUAUCGGCAGCAUCGAAAU